Bolinopsis microptera is the source of this 1407-nucleotide messenger RNA. RefSeq names its product coadhesin-like. NCBI's taxonomy places the organism in Eukaryota, Metazoa, Ctenophora, Tentaculata, Lobata, Bolinopsidae. The record is from RefSeq and is a predicted model, not a curated record. The coding region runs from base 1 to 1407 and encodes 468 amino acids. The transcript has 6 exons.
AUGCUAGCGCUAGCAGAACUAGUGGCUAUUGUGACUUCUGCCCACGGUUGUGUGGACGAAUGUGUAAGUAUGGGUGCUCAGACCUGCGCUGGGGUGAACUGGAAAAACAAUGUUGUCAGAUGCUUCCUUAAGAAUCCUGGUUUCGGAGAUAAGGUAGCGAAGGAAGGUGUAAACUCUGUGGAUUUAAGCUGUCUCGAGAAUAAUCGUAAAGUUGAUGGUGGAUGGAGUGACUAUGGAGAGUGGUCAGACUGUUCUAAGGAAUGUGGAACAGGAUCCCAGUCAAGAACCAGAACCUGCAAAAAUCCUGCUCCUGCUCACGGUGGAACUGAAUGUGUAGGAGAAAACACUGAGACUCAAGAUUGCAACACACAAAGCUGCCCUGUUGAUGGCGGAUGGAGUGACUAUGAAGAGUGGUCAGACUGUUCUAAGGAAUGUGGAACAGGAUCCCAGUCAAGAACCAGAACCUGCACAAAUCCUGCUCCUGCUCACGGUGGAACUGAAUGUGUAGGAGAAAACACUGAGACUCAAGAUUGCAACACACAAAGCUGCCCUGUUGAUGGCGGAUGGAGUGACUAUGAAGAGUGGUCAGACUGUUCUAAGGAAUGUGGAACAGGAUCCCAGUCAAGAACCAGAACCUGCACAAAUCCUGCUCCUGCUCACGGUGGAACUGAAUGUGUAGGAGAAAACACUGAGACUCAAUAUUGCAACACAGAAAGCUGCCCUGUUGAUGGCGGAUGGAGUGACUAUGGAGAGUGGUCAGACUGUUCUAAGGAAUGUGGAACAGGAUCCCAGUCAAGAACCAGAACCUGCACAAAUCCUGCUCCUGCUCACGGUGGAACUGAAUGUGUAGGAGAAAACACUGAGACUCAAGAUUGCAACACACAAAGCUGCCCUGUUGAUGGCGGAUGGAGUGACUAUGAAGAGUGGUCAGACUGUUCUAAGGAAUGUGGAACAGGAUCCCAGUCAAGAACCAGAACCUGCACAAAUCCUGCUCCUGCUCACGGUGGAACCGAAUGUGUAGGAGAAAGCUCAGAGGCUCAGGAAUGCAACACACGUGACUGUACAGAUUACACGAAUUCAGAAAUAGGGAGAUGCACAAACGUCGGCCAAAACUUACCAGGAACGCACACCUACGAAGAUGGUCUGAGCGGCAUCAAGGGUUGUGUGAACAAAUGUGUUAGUAUGGGUGCUCAGACCUGCGCAGGGGUUAACUGGAAAAACAGUGUUGUCAGAUGCUUCCUGAAGAAUCCUGGUUUCGGAGAUAAGGUAGCGAAGGAAGGUUUGAUGGUGGAUGGAGUGACUAUGGAGAGUGGUCAGACUGUUCUAAGGAAUGUGGAACAGGAUCCCAGUCAAGAACCAGAACCUGCACAAAUCCUGCUCCUGCUCACGGUGGAACUGAAUGUGUAG